Messenger RNA from Schistocerca nitens (vagrant locust), 5104 nucleotides. It is a transcript of the gene Mef2, whose product is annotated as myocyte-specific enhancer factor 2. Gene Ontology annotation, molecular function: histone deacetylase binding; DNA-binding transcription factor activity, RNA polymerase II-specific; RNA polymerase II cis-regulatory region sequence-specific DNA binding. Gene Ontology annotation, biological process: cell differentiation; positive regulation of transcription by RNA polymerase II. The transcript has 10 exons. The coding region runs from base 659 to 2014 and encodes 451 amino acids. Lineage: Eukaryota; Metazoa; Arthropoda; Insecta; Orthoptera; Acrididae. The record is from RefSeq and is a predicted model, not a curated record.
CACCCCAACCACCUCACAGUCUUCCCCCCUUCACCAUCCUCUCUUCCCACCUGUCCUGUCCUUCGAUAUCCAAAUUCCGUCUAUCUUUCAGUUUUGCUGUCGCUCCAAAUAACGAACACACUCUCACAGACGUCGACCGUCAUCGAGCUCAGUGAAGUGUUUCCAAGUGAGAAGUUUCACCGUGAUAUCCUUCUUAGGCACUUCAUCAUUUUUGAAAUACGCGACCUACAGUCAGGAAAACUGUCCGAGUGCCUGUGUUUCGAAAUUGCCACCGAGUGUCGAAAGCAAGUUUCCUCGCUCUGUGCGAUGUAUGUGAGUUAUUCAAGCUUACACAGAAAAGUGCAUAUUGUGUGAAAUGCUGCUGGUGUUCUGUUAGUGGAAAUCAGUGAGUGGCAGAUGUCGACUUUCACGGACGCGAUGGCGACGGAAGAAAGCUGCGUGAGUUUUGCGUCGAGUUGGUCCCUCCGAUGGCCUACACCUGCUGACUCGCCACCUGCUGGCAACGAAACUGUGCGAGCUGUCAGUGACGAUGCCUGACAUCGUUGUGCGAGCAGACUGUAUUUAAUGUUGAUGCUCUGCUAGUCAGUCUCACCAGACAACAACCCAGUUUCUUAUUGGUAUUUUCUGUUGAUAAAAUCAUACACAACUUGUCUCAACCAUGGGGAGAAAGAAAAUUCAAAUCUCACGAAUCACAGAUGAGCGAAAUAGGCAGGUGACAUUCAACAAACGCAAAUUUGGUGUCAUGAAGAAAGCAUAUGAGCUAAGUGUCUUGUGUGACUGUGAAAUAGCUCUGAUAAUUUUCAGCAGUUCCAACAAACUCUAUCAGUAUGCAAGCACAGAUAUGGAUAAAGUGCUGCUGAAGUACACAGAAUACAAUGAGCCACAUGAAUCUCUUACUAAUAAGAAUAUCAUUGAGGCUCUUAACAAAAAGGAACAUAAGAAUGGUACCUGCAGUCCUGAUAGUCCUGAACCAGAAGGUGAUUAUCAGCUGACGCCACGGACUGAAGCUAAAUACAGCAAGAUAGAUGAGGAAUUCCAGAUGAUGAUGCAAAGAAACCAGCUUAAUGGAGCUAGAGUUGGGAUGAAUCAGUCUUACACUUUGCCAGUGUCAGUGCCUGUAAACAGUAGUUAUUCAGACUCCUCAUUGCUCCAGUCCAGUCCACAGAUGCCACAUACCAGUGUCAGCCCUAGACCUUCUUCAUCAGAAACAGAUACAGUAUACCCUUCAGGUGGAAUGCUGGAAAUGAGCAAUGGGUAUCCAAAUUCCUCUUCACCCCUGGGAGGUUCUCCCUCACCAGGACCAAGUCCUGGCCAGCUGGGAGGAGGCAAAGGCUUGCAGCAUGGAAAGCAACACUCUCCAGGUCCGGGCGGGACAGGAAGCCAAGGAGGUGGCCCAAGAACUAAUUUACGAGUAGUCAUUCCUACACCACAGCAGCAAGGUGCACACACUUUAGCACCAGCACCAGAUGAGCCAAGCCGAAACAGCUCAGCUUUAAAUACACCAGUGGUAGCGCUGCAAACUCCGUCCAUACCAGGACUUGCUGGAUAUUCAGCAUCUCUUUCAACAUUCGGUGGUCAGGACUUUAGUGUAGGGUCUGACAUGGGGCUUGGCACUCUUAGCUGGAGUGGACAGCAACUGCCUUCAUCAUUAACACAUACCACUUCCGGUUUCAGCGGUCUGCCGCACUUGGCUGUAUCAAGCAGUACCCCUCCACCGUCGACAUCACCACUGCAAGUCAAAAUCAAGAGUGAACCCAUAUCACCGCCACGUGAUCCAUCCAGCCACGGGGGAGGCCUUGGGCACAGUGGACUUGGAUCACACCUACAGAGCCACACAGCACAUGCCCACACACUGCCACGGCCAUCCUCCACUGGACACCUCACACCAACACCAGGGACUGUCACUCCCACAAACCUUUCGUCACCUGGAGAUCCACGACAUAGCAGCAGCUCAGACUAUGACAGUGGACCUCUCCAGAAGAGAUCUCGCAUGAGUGAAGGCUGGGCCACAUAGUACUACGAUGUGCCAGUCCCACGGCACCAUUAUUUCCCUGGUCAGGCGUAUGGGACCUCUGUGCCAUAUAUUAAUACAAAGACAGUUGCUUACACGUGACAAUCUGGUGUUCUUGUAUGCCAGAUUUGUGUACUGAUGAUAAAAAUGUGAAGUUUUAAUGUUAUAUUUGUGAUCAUGAUGAUGUCAAUGGCUGCAAGUGCCUGCACAUUUUGUAAAAGUGAACAAAAAGGAACUGGUUUUACAUAUUAUAAAAAAUAUACUUUGCAAAAAUGUGUGGUGAAUGAAGAUAAAGAUGAAACCUAGCUAAUUUUGCUAAAUAUUUUGGAAGAUUCAAAUGAAGUAGAAGAAAGCCUUUGAGGCAUAUAUGCAGUCAUAGAAUGAUAUCACUAGUUUUGACAAUUUUUAACUUGAUAACGAGAAAGCAAAGUGUUUAGAAAGUUUUGCCUGCAGAGGUUUUGGACUCGGGGCAGUGCAUUUCUUGAUAUUUAAUUUUAUGUGCAGGAUUUAGCAGCAUUUUAUUAAAUGUACUUAAAUUUUUGUAACCAAAUUGUAUUGUGUAAGAGAGCUCUAUUCAUAAUGAUAGUCAGCUCUGUCAGAAGUUUUACAGGAUUCUGUUCCCAAAAGAAGAGGGCAAUUUGCUGAGUCCAUAUUAGUGUCAGUUUUUGGAGAUAACUUCUCUGGAUAUGGACUUCUAAGAAGACACUUUAAAGAGACAUAAAAUACACAGUGGUGUAUAAAUGUUUUGUACAUAAUGUUUGUUGUGUGCAGUGUUGUGUGACUACUAUGUAGCCCCAAAUGAAUGUUCUAUUUUGUUAAGAAAGAGUGCGAACAUUCCCCUGUAGAUGAGUGAGCUCUGUGUCUCAUGUAUCCUAAGUGGCAACCUUGGUUGCAGUUGACUCUGUGGACCUGUACUUAGUACAUUGGGUACAACUGCAACUUGUAAAUAGGCCAUGAAGUUUUAACUGAGUGUCAUUGAAGUAACCAGUUGACCAGUGCCGUGUUAUUUUUUUUAACAAGGUAUAUAAUGUAGGGAAGAAUAUAUUAUAUAUAUAUAUAAAUAAAUAUAUAUAUUAUAUACAUACACACAAAAUUUUAUUGUACAGUUUCAUAUGAGUAAUGUACACACACACACACACACACACACACACACACACACUAUUGAGAUGUUAUUGCGUUCAGUAAUUUGCAAUAUUGUUUUUACAUGUUCUCUAUGUUUGUAUGUAAUAAGCUUUUGUUGCAACUGCUAAAUUUGGUGCUUAAUCUUUGUAGGCAUAUUUUAUGACAAAAGCGGACAAAGUCAUGCCUUAACUGUUGGACAUAUAAAAUGUUCCCCUACAUUACUUGUACCAGACUACAUCACAUAUGUUUAUUUCUGUGAAUUGGUUGUAAAAAUAAUUGUUAGGUUGUUAGAUUGAACAAUGAGGCACAAUCUAUUUCCUGUUAAAGAUUACAAAGACUCUGAUUGUACACUGAGUGUAGACUGCCCUUUGGCUUUUCUGCUGGUUCCUUUUUGUAAUUAAGCUGUUAAGAUUAUUAAGUUGUGCCAUUGUUUAAGUCUGCAGUCGGCUCAUGUUGCUUACCAUCGUGUUCACUGUUAGUCUUCAUAAAAGAGAUAUACAACAGGCACAUUAUACUGUCACUAUAUUUUAUCUACUAAAUGCACCUUUUGAGGACAAAAAUGAAAACACACAUCACACCAGUAGGUGCAGCUGGUUGAACUGUCCAGAAUAUAUCCUUCAUAUCUCCACUGUAGGAAUGCCUUACUCCGAGUGCCUAAAUGUGUGUGCUUUGUUCACUUGGAUUCCGACCGACCGAUCGACCGACUUUGAGUCAAUUUUGCACGAGUCCUCAUCUCGGUAUUAUCUUGAGGCUGCAAAUGAAAGUUUGGGAUCUAUAUUUAUCAGAGUUAUAAAUCGUGAUAAUGUGAAAAUACAUUACAAGAAUAAUUAUGUUAUACAAAAUUAUUCAGAUGUAUGUUAACUGUUGCAGAAUGUUAUAUUUAAGGCAGAUGUAUGUAUAAUAGUCCUGUGUGUAUUUUUAUCAAAGUUUUUGGCUAAUCCAGUGAUAAUUGUUUCUUGUUGAUGUGAUGUCGAACUUGUUGGGACCCUUUUAGAAGUGAAAACACAAGAGGACAAUAUUUUUUGGUGUUAGUUUUACCUGUUAACCUGCCAGUUUGCAGCCUCAAUCGUUGUACCUCAUGAUCCCCUCUUUUUACACUCUGUGCCUUCACUUUCCUCAUUCCAUCUUGAUGUAAUUCCACAUGGCGAAAAGCAAUCAAAAUUUCACAGUUUCCUCCUUUUUCUAUGAAGCACAACUACUAAAAUGUUAAGUGAGAAUGUUUUAAGAAUAGUUCAUCCAAAGUGAGAUAUUUAUAUAUAUAUAUAGAAUGUAUAAAAUAAACAGGGGUGCACAAUUUGUAUAGUCAUGUAAAGAUAGUUAUAUUUUGCUGUCAGUGAUGAAGAAAGAAACCACUCCGCUUGUAUAGAAGUGUCGCUUUUGUCUUCCAUCCAUAUGGAGCUGUUGCAUCUGUUAAACCAGUAGUUCUGCAGGCAUGUCUGUUUUGAAUACUCAUGUUAAUAAAAUAUGUACUUAGAUGCCUGAUCUGACCCAAUAGUAAUGUCAUAAAGAUUGUUGUAAAGCUAAUUGGUUUUUAUGUGUGCUAAAUGAAAAGUGCAAUAUUAUUUUAAAUUAUGGUUAUCAGCAUAGAGUAGACAAAAUCAUUUACCGUGUGCUUUUAGUGUACAAAAGCUCCCUGUCAUAUUCUAAGAAUUUACUUUAAUUUUGAGACAUUACGAGCUGAGUGGAAGCCCAUGUGAUUGCUGUUUCCCCAUUGUUACCUGUUGUGACUGGAAAAUAUUUGAAAAUACUGAGUUGAAUGUUUGUACCUAACACUAAAAAUUUUAGGGUGCACUUGAAAUGAAAUGUUAAGUGUACCAUAUUCAUUGUAAUGUUAAUGGAGUCUUGUGCCCUAGUGAAGAUGCUUCCCAUUGUUAAAUGAUGUGGAUUAAAUGGAACAUUUUGUUGUAUAUCGUGCAAAGAAAAUACUUUUAAAGUAUGUUUUGUGGAAUAUAUCUUCACCAAAAAUCAAAA